AUGACAGAACCGAGUUUCAACGGCUCGUGCAAGCGGCGACGAGCAUCAGUUCCCAGUCAAGAAACAAUAGAUCGUCACACUUUACAACGACCCCCGCGCAAGAAGCAAAAGUACCGUCACCCACAUCGACCACCGCCGGCCUUCUGGGACAACCUCUCCGAGAUCCCCCUGACUGGGCGCGCGGUAAAAGAACUGAAUCGAAGGAACACUACGAAUUUGUCACAUACGCCAGCUAGCUGCCCAGCCCCUCGACGCUCAGCUGCCAAGUUGACGCCCCAGCCUGCAGUCGAGUAUCUCGGUCAGUCUAUGCCAUCGCGACUGAAGCAGAUCAAGCGCUUUUCGCGAGAGGGCAGGCCCAAUCUGUCAAACCUACAAGGGUUUCGCGGCGAGCCGAGUGUUUCAUCCGAAGGUCAAGUAAUGAGCUCCAGCCAGUCCAGCCUCGGUCGGCGCAAGCGAGGCUCGGCGUCGCGCUCAAAGAACAGUGCCAGCACACUCAACACGACGACUACUAAGAGUACCAGUCCGUACGAUCGUGCUUUCCAACAGCAUCUAAUUGAUUAUGGCAUCUAUCCUGACGGUUACGAGUACCCAGACGACCGAGGUGCCCCACCACAGCCUACCAACAUGGAUGAAAUCUUACAAGCUCUUGCUCGCCUAAGGCCCUCUUUAUCGCCAUCUCUAUUCUCAGAUGAGGAAUUCGGGAGGUUUAAACGGGCCGACGCGCAUGCUACUAAGGAGUGGCAGGUUACUUCGACAGUGAUUCCCAUUCUAGAGGGCGACGUCCGCGACACCAAGUGUGUCUCAGGACAGGUACCAUUCACGAACCUCGACCAUCUGACCGACGGCUCUCUCGUCCCGGGCAAUCCAGAUCGGUACUACGGCGCCCGCCCCGAGCAGCUAGACCGACAGGUCCGCGCCGAACUUCACGGCUCGAUAACCCCAUCGACCCAGCACGACCUCCCCGUCGCCCCCAACUUCUUCCUUGCCGCCAAAGGCCCGGAUGGUUCACCUGCCGUGGCCAAGCGCCAAUCAAAUUAUGACGGUGCUUUGGAGGCGAGAGCCAUGCUUAUUCUCCAGUCUUACAAAGCAAGCGCCCUUAUAUAUGACAAUACGGCCUCUACUAUCAUAUCAACGUAUCAGGACGGACAGCUCAAGAUCUACACCAUUCAUCCCGUCGAGCCAACGACCAGCGCAGCGCCUGAGUAUGUCAUGACGCAAAUGGAUACAUGGGGUUUGACUGGCAACUCCGCUUCGUUUUGUACCGGUGCCUCGGCGUAUCGGAAUGCAAGGGACUGGGUCAAACUGCAACGAGACGAGGCCAUCAAACGGGCUAAUGCGAGGGUGACACGGGCUGGCGUGGCGGACAUGUCUCUGCUGGUUGACGAGGUGGCGCUGAGCUUUGAGGCCGACCUCUCAGUAAAUACGACAACGGACCCUAGCAGCCAAAACACUAUUAUAGCACUGGAUCAUGCUUCCAAUGCACCCUAUGCCUCUUCCGAUCCUGAUACGUCCGCCGACGAGUUGAGCGUGGAGGCACCCAUCGCCAAACGCUCUCGACCUGCGACGCGACUUGAGAGACGGCUAGUAACGAGCACGGUACAUGGAAAUGAUACAUUAUACCGGGAGUCAGGUCCAUAG
Molecule: messenger RNA, 1638 nt
Organism: Anthostomella pinea
Lineage: Eukaryota; Fungi; Ascomycota; Sordariomycetes; Xylariales; Xylariaceae
Source: the annotation of a GenBank genome assembly